AAGAGCAGCAGCAGCAGCAGCAGCAGCAGCAGCUCGGCAGGCUGAGCUGAGCCGAGAGACGGCAGCAUGGCGGGGCAGCAGGACUUCCACCAGGGCAGCCACUGUCACAGGAAAACCUGGAUCAAUAUAAUAGUGGGAAUACUACACUUACUUCUCCCCUUCCUACAGCGCGGAGGGGCUCAGCUCCAAGCUCUGAGUCAGAUGUCCAGCAGCGUGGUCGAGGUCUGGCAGCCAGAGGAGGCAGAGCCGUUUGUCCCACUUCAGGUGGAGAAGGAGCGAAGAAAAGACGGUGUUCCACUAGAAGAAAGCUCUUCUUCAUAUACAGGGGAGAAUGGGAAGCCAUUGCAUUUUCAGCCCCCUGUGUUGGAGUUUGGGACACAGCCGUUGGGGCUGCCAAGAGCCGAAACGAUAUAUAUACACAACCCCAGUCAAGAAGUAUCUGUGACGCUGCUGUCAAUGUUUACAUCCAGCAGGCAUUUUUACAUACCUUCCUUUCACAGAAGUGUGAUCCCACCACGGGGGAAGGCAUCUUUUAAACUAAUUUUCCUCCCAUCUGAGGAGGGCAAUAUAGAAAACACAUUAUUUAUAAACACGUCAGCCCAUGGGCUGCUGUCAUAUCAGGUAUUUGGUGUGGGAAGUCACCAAGCAUCAUUAAAGUCUUUCCAAAGAAAAGAUAGUCUUCUAAUUUUCCCUCACAUCCAGAGCAUUAAGCUGACCCAAACUCAGGAAGAUGCCUCCAACAUCACUAUUCUGGGUCUACUCCUGGAGUGCAGCUUACCCAAGAGUUUGCUGAACAGCCCUCAGGGGUCCUGCCUCAACAGUGAGGAGCGCCUCAGUCUGCAGAUUAAUCUGUCUGCUUGUGGUGACCGGCCCGCCGACCUGGACAAGCUCAAGCCCUAUGUCAUUGAGCAUAUUUUGUUCCUGUUGGUUGCCCCUGCUGCAUUAGGAAAUGCAAAAAUAGGAAUUUACAUGUUAAAUUCUGGAGGGAAGAAGCUCUACAUAAAGGACAUGCAGGUCUUAUCAAAAGUGGAGGCCAACCUGAAUUUCAAUCAGAUUCUUCUCAGACCAGAGGCAAAAAACUUCACUGAGGUGGCUACCUUCGUAUGCAGAGGUUCAUUGCCAGGUCAUGGACAGAAAUGCACAAAUCAUAUCAGUUUGAAAAUAAUGGGAAAUCAGACAACUCCCAGCUUCCCUGUACUACAUAUCACACACAGACGGAGAGUAGGAGAUCUGUCCAGCCUGUUUCAGGUGAAACAGAGCAAUGCCAACCAGGUAGACCUGUGGUUUACCAACCCUCUUCCCCUGCCCCUGACGGUGUUGAACGCCAGCCUCUCAGAGAAGCUGCAAGGGGUAGUGAAGGUGCUGAACUUCAGUAAUCCACUGAGAAUCCCCCAAGGCUGCUGGCAUAUUCUGUCCCUCCAGUUGCAAAGUAGGGCCCUACCCACCAAACACAUGUUGAGCCUGAGUCUGAAUACCAGCUUAGGCACUGCCCUGCACGUUCCCUUCUACUUCCAUUCUACUUCUAAGGGGGAAGUGGUGUUUGAGGCUGAAGGAGAGUGUGGACGUCAUUGCCCUAUUCGAUUAUCUGAAACAGGUCACACAGAGUGGCAGCGCUCUCUUCUCCCGGACUUUUCCUCCUCAGCCUGGUCUGUAGACAGCAAACUGGCUGCUGAGCUCUGCUCUCGAUGGCAGAGUCGGAAAGACAAAUUGCCCUGCAGGUGGCCAAGAUUCCCGGAUCAAGCUUCUGCUACUUUGGACUUUGGUGCUACACCCGUCAAUGAGAGCAAAGUUAAGACAUUCAUGCUGAAGAAUCCUUCAUCUUCAGUAGUUUCUGUAGAAAUUCGAUUCCUCUCCCUGUAUCCAUCUCCCCUAGAAGCUCUCGACCUCCUAUCCAAAUGGUUCAACAUUAGCCCUCUCUCCGUCAACAUCAGCACAACAGAGUUUUCUCUGUUGGCUUCUCUCAAGGCUGGUGGGAAAAUAGAGCAGAUUAAAGGAGAGGCCGUACUACGUCUGUUGCUGCAACCCUGGGAGGCCAGAGAGGUUUCUGUGGUCUUCACGCCCUCUGAACACAAACCCACCACUACCAUUCUUAUUAUCAGGAACAACUUGACAGUGUUUGACAUGGUGACUGUGCAUGGCCACGGGGCCAAAGAGCUGCUCAGAGUCGGAGGCAAACUGCCCGGCCCCGGAGCCUCCUUACGCUUCAAUGUUCCUCAGUCAACUCUAAUGGAGUGUCGUGAUGGUCUGCGCACCACUAAGCCUCUUUUUGCCAUCAGAAAGAGUUUUAAGGUGGAGAAUGCAGGAGAGCUUCCACUGACAGUCAUGUCAAUGAAUAUAAAUGGUUAUAAGUGUCAAGGAUUUGGCUUCGAGGUGCUGCAGUGUCGUUCAUUCAGCCUUCAGCAAAACACAUCCUCAGAGAUCACUAUUGCGUUUACGCCAGACUUCACCUCAUCCUGGGUGAUAAGGGACCUGACACUGGUGACAUCACGCGGCACCACGUUCCCUUUUACCCUCAACGUAACACUGCCGCACCACAUGCUGCCUCUCUGUGCCCAGGUGGUUCCUGGGCCCAGCUGGGAGGAGACUUUCUGGGUGGUCACCCUCAUAUUUACAUGCUUCUCCUUGUUUGGUGUGUGUCUGAUGGCUUUCCAUCAGGCUCAGUAUAUCCUCAAUGAGUUCUCAACGCCCAGCAUUAGGAAUAACCACAAUUCCGUCCUGUCACGGGACAACAGCCCAGUCAACAACAUCACAUCCAAUGGAGUAAAUAAAACAAAGGGAAGUUGUAAGACAUAUGUGGACACAUGUCACACGUCUGACAAAGGUAAAGGACGCGGCUCCCCAGCUUUGGCCAACAACCCCGCCCCUCGUCCUCAACCCUCAAAGAAAGGCUCUUCAGCCACCCCUUCCCAGCAACAAAAGAAACACAAAGUUUCACUCUAUUACACCAAAUUUAAGUCCAGCACAUCUGCAGCGGUGCCAGUGGAUGAAGAACAUGAAGACCUGACACCAGACUCUCCGCACACCCCGGACUCCUGCAACAACAACCAACCAGAUUUCAUUAGCGAACUAGAUAAAAAGACAUCCAUGGACUUUAAAGAUGGCCAUCAGAGCACUAUAGAGGAAAGAGAGUCAGCAGGGGUUAUGUUUCCCAUGGAAAUACCUGCUGGUUUCCCAAAUGAUGUCAAACUGGGUCCAGGAUCCAGUCCAGGCUUGCUGGUGUACAGGUCAGUGGAGAGGAGCUGCACUGAGCACUAUGCAGAGAAGAGGGAGUCUGAGAAAAGGGACAACUCUGAGCUGGAGCCUACAGAAGAUGGCAAAGGCCAGAAAAAGAAAGUACAAAGUACAGAGAACGUCAAUGCAGUGGGGAAUAAAUCAAAGAAGAGUCGCAGGAAAACGGAAAAUGUCUCCAGUGGUCCUGAGCACAAUGUGCUAGUCAUGCUAGAGAGGGAGAAAGAACCUUAUUUGAAAACUGGGGACCGUGAGGUCGGCGGAACCCGCAACAAGAACCGUUGCUGCAACGGCUUCAAGUCUGAAGCAUUUAAACCUGGACAGAGGGCUGAAAGCCUUCUCAAACAGAGUGGUCUGUGCUCUGCUCGUGGUCGCAGGAAGUGUGCAGCAGAGCAGCGUGCUGGCGGGGUGUGCGAGUCGGGCUCGGACUCUGGCAGCUCAUCCGGUAGCGUGAGGGCCAGCAGGGGCAGCUGGGGCAGCUGGAGCAGCGCUAGCAGCAUGGAGGGAGACAAGGACCACAGUGCACGAACACAAGCCUGCAGUACCUCGUCUAGGAAACGAGACUCCAUGCAGUACAGUGUCUACCCUGCUGAAAGAGAGAGCUAUCAGACCAUCAGUUCUAACUACAAGCCUAUAAGCACAAAGAGCUUGUACCGUACAGACACGUGCCAAAGCCCAGAGACCGCGUCCAGCUUCGUUCCAAGUGUUGAUGCUGUUCCCCCAGAGAUGGACAAGAACAUGGAUAUGACCGGCCAGUAUCCUCCCGAGGGCACGUGGUCAGCUCCAUCCAUUCCCCUCACCAAUGAGUUCAGAUACAACACCCCUGAAGCUUUGCCUUACUUACCUCAACCAGCGCCCACCGGGUCAUACAAUGGGUUUACUUGGAGCAGUGCCAACAGUCAUUGCAACAGCCCCUGCAACUACAUAGUGAAUGGAACAUUUCCAAGUGGUUUUCCCAAUCAAGAGAGCCAAAGCGUACAUGGCAAUCCAACCAGCUGGAGUGAGGAGCAGCCUCAGGAACCCCCGCGAAGCUGGAACACAGCAGCCUGUGUGGGCAGCAAGCCAUACUUCCCGGGCACCCGCAGCCUGUCCCCCAUGUCCAGUCUGUUUGGCUCCAUCUGGACACCCCAGAGCGAGCCUUACCAGAGCCACUUCCACCCUGAGCGAUCGGCCCCGAUUGCCCCCAUGUCACCCGUCACUCCCAUCACUCCCAUCACCCCACCACACGCUACCUUCAGCCGAGAGCCGGAGGGGACCUACGGACCGAUCCAGUACUCCAGCUUCAACCCCUUUGGUCCGCACAUGAACCUGGACAUUUGGAACUCUUCGUCCAACCGCAGCUCCAACUCCCAGCUUUCCAACGACUCCGGUUACUGUGGAGACGUUUAAGAUAACAGAAAAAAACAGGAUGGCAGACCUAAACAAUAACUGCAAACAUAUGAAACAUAUUGUAAAAGAAAGGAAAUAAAAAUGAAUGUUCUUUUAUCAAUAUUGGGGAAAAUGUGAAUAUUUCUUUUCUUUUAUGUUCCAAUUUUCAAAUGUUAAAUGUGAGAGGUGACACAUUUGUUGUAUAUUUUUCUAGGUGUUUUGCAGUUUUGAUCAUAGAAAAAUUAAAAAAAGGUUUUGUAUUGGAAGAA
Messenger RNA from Cololabis saira (Pacific saury), 4865 nucleotides. RefSeq names its product transmembrane 131 like (gene tmem131l). The record is from RefSeq and is a predicted model, not a curated record. Gene Ontology annotation, cellular component: membrane. The transcript is spliced from 34 exons. Bases 67 to 4617 code for a protein of 1516 amino acids. Lineage: Eukaryota; Metazoa; Chordata; Actinopteri; Beloniformes; Belonidae.